Rhodofomes roseus is the source of this 1555-nucleotide messenger RNA. RefSeq lists its product as uncharacterized. The transcript has 10 exons. Bases 321 to 1430 code for a protein of 369 amino acids. NCBI's taxonomy places the organism in Eukaryota, Fungi, Basidiomycota, Agaricomycetes, Polyporales, Fomitopsidaceae. The record is from RefSeq and is a predicted model, not a curated record.
GCGCUGCCAAUUAGAAUGGCUCCCGGCACUACGGCUGACGUAAUCGAUCUCGGUCCACUCGCUCGAACGUUGGCGGCCGAAGGCUUGACUGAACGUAGGUUCGACACAAACCCCUCGCACGAGUGUGGUGAGACUAUGACUGGACGUGGAUCACUGCUAUUACACUGCUAAUGCGAUUCACUGGCGAUCAUUGUCUUUGUUUGCCUGAGCGAGCACGACCAACUGUUCACAGGCUCAGGCGGAUGCGAACCUGAGGUUGCGCGACGUUCUGAGCAGAUUGUCACACUAAUUGGAAUCGCCGGUAUCUUGACUGUACCGUCAUGCCAGACAGAGGCAGGAAACGGAAGCUUGAUGUUCAACAUAACUAUGACGAAGCGCAAAAGGGUCUCGAACGUCUAAGCAUCCGAGACAAUAUCGACCCGAAUGCAGCACGAACGUCAAACCCCGUAUUGCCGCCUCCAUCGACGCAAGUCCGCAAACUAGCCAGGCUUCCGGCAAAGAGAAAGGCACCGGCUGCCAGACUUCCACGUCUACCGGAUUACACUCAGGCCCGCACAUCCACACAAGCCCAGACGUUGUCCGACUCAGAGUCUGAAGACGGAUCCGGAUCCGAAGAUGCCAAGUCCGAUGACGAGCUCCCCGAGAGUGGCCCCGCAGAAGACGGCGAUGACCUUGAUAUGCCCUCGAUGGCUAACAUGUCGAUCCGCGACUUCGAGAUCAAUGAGUUCCUUCAGACCGAUCCCUACAAGAUCGUACCGGACCCACCUGUGGAAUUCGAACAACUCUUCGUCAGUGUGUCUGGGAAGGCGGUAUGGCAGGCACUUACACUGGCCCUAUCCAGCGUAUCCUACUCCGGGAAGGUACUGAAGUGCAUGUCGGACAUGACCAUCUGGACGCCGUACGAAGACCUCAGUCGCUGCGUCGUGCUGUACCCCGCCCAGCGCUGGAACUUUGGCACGUCCAGGGCUGAGCCCGCGGAGCGCAAGACAUGCAAGGCGUGGCCGCGCGUCCGCGAGACGCGCGACAUGUGCUUCUCCGCGGGCGGCGCCUGGCACUACUGCGGGACCUACCAGUGCACGGGCAUGUCCAUCAUGCGGCUUGACGAACUGUGCAAGCUCGACAAGUCGAAGAGCAAGACGAUGUUCAACAGCCUCGUGCAGCAGACGCCGCGAGUCCUCGGUGGAGCGAUCCAGCGGUCGAGCAUGCAGACGAUGUCAUCGAUCAUGCAGACGCUGCGCGAUGCGUAUCAGGAUGGGCACUUACUCGUGCGAUGUUACGGGUUCCAGCUGGUCGGACACAAUGACCAAGUGAAGGAGGCAUUUCUAAGGUGUCUGUCGACCGUGAAGCAGAAGAAGGACAAGAAACGCGCGAAGAAGGAGAAGAGCCAGAGCAAAGGCGGCAGGAAGAAGAAGAAACAGCGGUUGUCAUGAGGGUUCGGGAUUGAUUUGUUCUGUGUAUUGUAUGUGUACUAUACGUUUGCGCGUCGUGUUGUAACCUGUACCUGUAAAAUAUGACAGUGAAUCGGAAUCGACUCAGGAACCCUUUUGGGCUCAUA